AUGUUGUUAAAAUGUGAAGGGUAUCACGUGAUUGGACACGCCUUAGCGCAGCUGGCGGCUCUGGACCUCAGCCCAGAUUUUCCUCCCUGCAUCUCAUCGACUCUCCCCAAAACAGCUCAUCCAACAUUUCCGGCCAACUCAAUCACUCGGACGGCCGAGCGCGUUUCGCAAGAGGAGGCUCCAGAUAACCCCCAACCUGCAUCUGCAUCACGCCAGAUGAAAGGCCUCACGGUCGGCAUUGACGGUUUUGGAACCGUGACCGUGGCGCCGGUUCAUCUUCUUGCGAGACGUGAAGGCCCCCUGGAUAGCUGGCGAGGUGGACCGCGGGGCAUGAAUCAACCGGCCGCCUACACCCCCCUCGAGUCGCUGUUGCUAUUCCAGUCAGUGGUGACCAAUGGAGUCGACACUGGGGCCUUCGCGCGCAUCUCGGAGUCUCUGAUUAGCAACUCGCUCAUCAAGGAUGAUCCUACAUACGAUCCCACGCGACUGCAACCGGAUGCGCUGCAUCAGCUGUUCCUGCUGCUGCUAAGGGAGGAGCUGAGGACCGAGGCGGAGCGUGGGGAUGCGACAGCAGAUGGAUCACCAGGGUCAAGGAAGAGGAAGUUGGGGACACCACCGCUGCCGACGCUUAAGGAGGUCUACGAAAAUGUCGAAAAAAUACCCGCGCUUGUCGACACACUCUACGCGCGAUACCGCGAAGGCAUCGUCAAGCAGAUCCGCGAGGAUGAGCGGCGGUUCGAGAAUGUUCGCGGCGAGAUUCAGUUGCUCGAGCGGACUGAGAGAGAGCGACGCGCAAGGGCCGCAAGUCAGAAUGGAACACCGGUGCUCGCCUCGCGGGAUGCGAAGCCUGUCCUCGCGCCUAAUGGACCGGCUGCAUCACCGACUCCAACCCCGAACUCGACGACACCGGCAGCUGUGCGGAGGGGACCUACACCGCAUACACCCGUUAUCCCACCAAAGCCUCCAGUUUCUCACGUUGCGCCACCAACUGUUGCUCCGCCGAGUCAUCUCCCCUCUGGAACGCCGCCAGUCCGACCUACGGCAUCUCCAAAGCCUCCUAAUGGGAGUGGUUCUGUUCUUCAACCUCCCGCAGGUGUUCCUCAAACUGGUCCUCGACCGUUGCAACCACCACAAGCGCACCCUCCAAAGCAGGCACUUACUCCACGACCCGAGGUUGGAAUCAAGCCAAAGGAUGCCAAUGUAACUCCUCAGACUGUGACGCCGGUAGCGGCUCCCCUCAAGUGGGAGAAGCCAUAUCAGCCUCCUCAAGCAGCUCAUUCGACUCCACAACGACAAUAUCAGCCUCCUGCACAAGGACCGACGGUUCCUCCAGGGGUGCAGCAUCAACCACAGCAGCACGUACAACACCCGCAACAGCAACAGCAACAGCAUUGGUACCCUCAGCAGAAUGCUCAGUUUUCCCCUCAAACUGCUGCUCAACCUCGCCCCCAGACACCGCAACACGCUCAACACCAGCCUCGACCACAGGCAGCUGCUCAACAUCCGCCCCAGGUUCAGCAAGCUCAGCACCAGCCGCAGCAACAGGCCCAGCAACAGGCUCAGCAGGCCCAGCAUGCGAAACCGCAGCAUCCGCAACGACCAAAUCCCCCUCAAACUCCCCAAACUCCCCAGCACCCGCAGCCCUCUCUACCACAGCAUGCCACUCCCCAACAGGCUCAACACCCUUCGCCGGCACAACGUGCUCAGCAAGCUCUGCCUGUUCAACAGACUCAGCAGGCUCAACACGCUCAGCAUACCCCGCAACACCAACAGCAGCAGCCGCAGCGACCGGCUUCUCACAAACCGGUCCUUGUGCCUCCUCAGCAUGCGGGCCAACUGGCACCUCCUUUGCAGCCAGCGCCUCCACGACCAAGUGGCGAAACCAAUGUUCAAGCCCCUCAAGCUCGACCAGCGUCAACCACGCCUGUGCCGCACCCAAGCCGCCCUAUUCAACCGCCACAAGGACAAGCACAGCAGGUCCCUCGUCAAAUUGCGUCAGCCUCUCCUACUCCUUCUGCAGGAAGUACUGGCCCUAUUGCUCCACCACAACAAAGAUGGCCACCAGGAUAUGUACCUCAACAGGCACAACACCCCUCCCCAUCUGGUUCUCCCGCACCUCUGGCAUCGAAAGCGGAUAACAAGGCUUAUACUUCUCCUUAUGUUGCUCAACCCCCACGACCUGCGAUUCCUGAACAUAUUAUCCGCCAAGCCGUCAAUACACCUGUCAAGCGGCUUGGAACACCUUCUACACCACAUACCCCAAUUUCAGCUACACCAACACAUCUCACACACGGUUUUGGAACUAGAUGGGCCUCACAAUCGACACCUUCCACUCCACGUCCCCUUAGUGGGGAACCCCAAAGUCCCGCGUACGAGCCAGUUAGCCCUCCUCAAAAGCCAGCAGCCUUGCCCAGCUCUGCUGGCUCAACACCAAGACCCAAGCGACAGGCGCCCAAGUCGGUACCAAAGGUGGAGCCCAAUGUCCCCAAGUCUAUUCGAGGACGAUCGGCUCGAGCGGCACCCAAGAGUCGCGGGAUUAGUGCUACUCCGUCCUUGACUCGAUCCAGACGUAGUCAGUCUGUCAUGUCUCAUACGGAUGAUCACACGACACAACCCUCUGAGUCGGCGCCCAAGAUUAAGGAUGAGGAUGCGACACCUCGGCCUACAGAGGACACUGGUGAUACCACGGCAGACGAGAGUGUUCCCGGUCGACCCCUGAUUGUGACCCCGAGCAGCGUGUCGUCGCGACUGCAGAAGCGAAAGCGACAGGAUACACCUUCGGAUCCUGCGCCGGCGACGACGCAGGUUCUGUGGACUCGUGGUUUCACCAAGGUUUCCUCGUCGGCUUUGGACCAGAUCUCCAGUCACCGUGAUGCCAACAUGUUUGCAACCGCCCUUCGGGAGAAGGACGCGCCCAACUAUCACCAAAUUGUGCUGCAGCCACAAGAUAUAACGUCCAUCCGCUCUGCUAUCAAGCAUGGUAAUAAAGCAGCGGUCCAGGCAGCCGCGGGCUUACCAGGUGGCGACCCUGGCACAGCGCACGUGUGGCUGCCGCUCUCUGAUGAGCUCGUCCCUCCUAAGGGCAUCAUCAACAGCGCCCAGCUUGAACGUGAGCUUGUCCACAUGUUCUGCAAUGCCAUCAUGUACAACCCCGACCCAGACCGUGGCCCUGGAUCAGCGUUUAUGAAACGGUCUCAGGACGAGGAAGAGGAGGUGGUAGGCUAUCGCCUCGACGAGAACGGCGUGGUGAAGAACACCCGCAGCAUGUUCGUUGAGGUCGAGAAGCUCCUGGGCGAGCUACGGAGCGCAGAAAAGGAGCGCAGCGCGCCACCGCCUUCUACCAACCGUCCUGCAAGUGUCGCCACACCCGCCGAGGAGACGGGUGAUGAUGAUGACGAGCCAGGUGAACGUGAGACGGGGACGGUUAAGAGACGUCGAAUUGGAACCAGGGGUUGAGUGAAGCUUCACCGCUCCGAGGUCACAACGACUUUGGAUGUUGGCUUUGUGCGCUGCAGAGUGAAGCGCAGCUUGUACUUUUUUGAUUGUGUACAGCGUCUAGAAUACUGAGCUAGCUCAUUGUUAAUUACCCACCACUCAAGCAUCCCAUCGACUGAUGCGUGUA
Fusarium vanettenii 77-13-4 is the source of this 3622-nucleotide messenger RNA. RefSeq lists its product as uncharacterized. The transcript has 5 exons. The record is from RefSeq and is a predicted model, not a curated record. Bases 1 to 3456 code for a protein of 1151 amino acids. Gene Ontology annotation, molecular function: protein binding. NCBI's taxonomy places the organism in Eukaryota, Fungi, Ascomycota, Sordariomycetes, Hypocreales, Nectriaceae. Gene Ontology annotation, cellular component: NuA4 histone acetyltransferase complex.